Closterium sp. Naga37s-1 is the source of this 522-nucleotide messenger RNA. The record is from the annotation of a GenBank genome assembly. NCBI's taxonomy places the organism in Eukaryota, Viridiplantae, Streptophyta, Zygnematophyceae, Desmidiales, Closteriaceae.
AUGUCGCAUUGUCCCAGCUUACACGCCUUUGCGCGUGGCUUCUGUCGCACCCCUUGUGAGACGCGGUUUAUUGACAAGCCCGUGAAGCUGUACUGGUCGCAGAGGGCGGCGCCGUCGCAGCGUGACCGGGGAGCAGCGGGGCUGCUUAUAACGGAGCAGCAGGCCAGGCCCGCGGAGGAUCGAGGGGCACGCCGUGAAUCUGUAUCGCGGAUGGCGCAGAAUGAAGCGACAAAAAAGUCGGCGGACACGCGGGCAGGAGAGGAAGCAACGCGUGGGGAAGGGGAGGGGGCGGAAUGGGAGUGUGGGGUGGAGGAGGAGCAGAGGGCGGGGGAAGGGUGGAGCGUCACGGGGGUGGCGAGGUUCGGGCGAGUGGAGGUGGAAGGAGCGGGCGCGGAGAGGGCUCUCGCCAACCAGCGCACGUGCUUCUCCGUGACUGGUGGGCCUGGGAGACGGACUGGGAGACAGGGGCGGGGAAGGGCUGCGAGGGGCGGGGAAGGGCUGCGAGGAGCAGUGCCUAGCUAG